AUGGGGGGCAUUUAUUGGGUGGUGCAAUUUAUGGUGGUUCUUUGUUUGGGGAAUUUUGUGGGCUGCACGUGGUCUCAGGAUAAUGCCGAUGAAGUAAGUGCUGUGUAUAUUGUGACUCUGAAACAAGCUCCUGCUGCUCAUUACUCUGGUGAACUCAGUGUAAAGAGGAAUGACAUUAAACACGGUGGUCCAGGAAUAGUGAAUAGACUGGACAGACCAAGCAAUAUUUCAAGAUCAGAUUCACGUAACGGUUCCUAUGUUGCUCGAAUUCAUGAUUCUUUAUUGAGAAGGGUGUUGAGAGGGGAAAAAUACCUGAAACUGUAUAGCUACCACUACUUGAUCAAUGGAUUUGCUGUGCUUGUUGCCCCCCAGCAGGCCGACAAGCUUUCAAGGAGGAAAGAAGUUGCAAAUGUGGUACUGGAUUUCUCAGUCAGAACUGCAACAACCCAUACACCACAAUUCCUGGGUCUACCAGAAGGGGCAUGGCCCCAAGAAGGUGGAUAUGAGAAUGCUGGAGAUGGAAUCGUGAUUGGGUUUAUCGACACUGGAAUUGAUCCAGCACACCCCAGCUUCUCGGAUGAUAUAUCUGAAAAUCCAUAUCCAGUUCCAGAGCACUUUUCUGGCAUUUGUGAAGUCACUCGAGAUUUCCCAUCUGGUUCCUGCAAUAGAAAGCUUGUUGGGGCCCGCCAUUUUGCAGCAUCUGCUAUAACCAGAGGAAUAUUUAAUGCCACUCAGGACUAUGCUUCACCGUUUGAUGGUGAUGGCCAUGGGACGCACACAGCUUCCACGGCAUCUGGUAACCAUGGGAUUCCAGUGGUAGUAGCUGGGCAUCACUUUGGGAAUGCAAGUGGGAUGGCUCCUCGUUCGCAGUAA
Messenger RNA from Ilex paraguariensis (yerba mate), 873 nucleotides. The record is from the annotation of a GenBank genome assembly. NCBI's taxonomy places the organism in Eukaryota, Viridiplantae, Streptophyta, Magnoliopsida, Aquifoliales, Aquifoliaceae.